This is a messenger RNA of Scylla paramamosain (green mud crab), 3953 nucleotides long. RefSeq lists its product as uncharacterized. Gene Ontology annotation, biological process: regulation of DNA-templated transcription. The record is from RefSeq and is a predicted model, not a curated record. Lineage: Eukaryota; Metazoa; Arthropoda; Malacostraca; Decapoda; Portunidae. Gene Ontology annotation, molecular function: protein binding.
ACUGUGGUGGUCGCGGCGGUUGAGAUUGCAUGAGUCUUCUGUGGUGUCUCCCUCCGUCCCUCCCUCCCUGCCUGGCUUCCCUUGCUGGCUGGCUCUCACUCGCUCACUGUGGCUCGAGAGGACAUGCGCCUUGUAAAACUCCCAUUACCAGCAUCCCAACCAGUAUGAAGGGCGGUAGAGUGUGUUAGUGCCUUGGGAAGCUUAAAGGCGCCUUGUAUCUUGGCAUGGUGGCACUCUUGGUUCUACUGUAGUGCUCGUGGUAAUUACUCUGAAGGUCCGCGUGCAGCACAAAGGAUUCCCAAUUAACAGUGAGGUUUCUGCGUUCUCUGAGUGGUUAGGUCCGCCUUUCGUCCGUCGCGCGAGGAGGCAAAGGCAGUGUAGCGCGGCGCCUGACUCUCAGUGUGUGCAUGUGACGGAGUUUUUCUCUAAGUUCUUUUUCAACUCCUUACAUUCCCUUCGCUUCCGCUCCUCUUGGUGUUCCCUCUGCCACCUACCUACGUACCUUCGUUCUUUCCUUCCUCUUGCUUCCUCCUGUCUUCCCUCCCAUUCCCCGCGUCUUUUUUUGGGACUUACACUCUUUCCUUCCCGUAAACUCUCUCUAUUUCCCUUCCUCCGUGUUUCCUUCGUCCCUCAACCGGUGCCUUUCAAGAUGUGGACUUUACAGCGACCGAACAAGGAGCCGGACAGAAAGUGGCGCCUGAACAAGGGCAACAAGUACUCGUCUCUACUGCGUCUCAACCACAAGAAGAACAAGGAAAACGAGGCCGUGGACACCGUCAUCAACUACCGCACGGUGGACAGACUCAACGACCGCGUGUCUGACCGCUUCAUUGACCCGCGCGCCGACCCCAGGUUGCUGGUCACCCCGCGCAUCGACCCCAGGGCAGAGGGACGGCUCCUCACGCCACCGAGGAUCGACCCACGCCUGGACGCACGCCUGGACGCACGCCUGGACGCACGCCUGGACCCACGCCUGGACUCACGCCUGCAGCAGUUGGACCAAGAAGUAGAGGCCACAGUCGCCGGCAAGGAGGACCUGAGGGCUGAGCCAGAGCCGCGGCCUCGCCCCGACCCUGAGGGAAGACUACCCCGCAUCGUGCCCCGCAUCGAGGCGCCCCUGCCCCGGGAGCCACGCCUGCGUGACCCCAGCAGGGACCGCGGCGCCGACCUCAAAGAGAAGCUCGAGGCGAGGAACGGAGGAGGUGGAGGAGGCGGAGGAGGAGGAGGAGCACGGCAGGAGGCGGAGGCGAAGGAACGCUACGUGGAGCGUUACCUGGAGCAGCUCUCCCGCGACGAGCCAGACAGCUGUGGCCCCGGACCCUCGCUGGAGAUGGUGUCGCGGCGCAAGAUCCUGGGCCGCUCCCAGGACAACCUGAACGUGGACCUCCCCUACGGCGAGGAGGAGGAGGACGUGUGGUACAAGAUGGACAAGCUGUACAAGGACCACAUCCAGGAGGUGCUCAUGAAGUGGGAGCAGAUUGACGACGAGAUCUGGUCCAAGGUGAUCGUGUUCGAGAGGAACCGCCGUGUGGCAAAAGCUUACGCCCGCGCCCCUGUGCUCACUGUCAAUGGCUCAGACGACGGCUUCGAUGGCUUCCGCAUCGGCCUGUGUGGUUUCGAGAACCCCAUGAGAGACCCGAGGACUGAGGAGAUCCGCCGCCAUAUUGGCCACGGUGUGAAGGUGAAGAUGGACGACCAGGGCAACAUCCUCAUCAAGCGCGUGUCUAAGGCUGGAGUGUUUGUCAAGGUUCCCAGCGAUGACAACGCCGUCAACAACGAUAUCCUCAGACUGCCAAAUUACGCCCUGGAGACUGACAAACCCGUCAUGCUGUUCGACAUCAACAAGUUCCAGCAAAACGUGAAACGGGAGAUGCGGCGCCAGUACCCGGACCGCUCCAAGCUUGAGUCCCAGUGUGUGUGUGUGAUCGCCUUUGUCAAGAGCGAGCCAGACCUCCUCGACUGCCCCAUCUGGGUCAUGAUCAUCAACAUUGUCGCCAUGGAUAUGCUCAAGAGUAAAUUCCCACCAGUGAAUGUGGUGCCCAACAUCAGGAACCGGCCCCGCAUCCCCCUCCCUGACGAGGACCCCUACAGUGUGGCAGGGUCCGGAGCCUCCUCGGGAUCCUCUGUCAAGGACCGCAAGGACAAGCCACCCAAGCUCCCCCCACGCGAUGCCCCAGGAUACCCCGGCCCUGUAUCCAGGUCCAACGGAAAGGCUGAAUAUGAUGCUCUUGAUGAAAAUGCCUUCAGGAAGAUUCAGUCCCGUAACAACAACAACAAGGCCAAGGACCGCAAAUAUGACGACCCCUACUACUGCGGGCUGAGGGCUCGCAUCCCCAACUUUGCUCAGUCCAAGUCGAAGGAUAAACAGGAGCCGCCCCGCGCCCAGUACCCCGUGCCAGCCCACCCCAUGUGGCACACCCGCAGCUACGACUCUGGCAUGGCUUUCUUGCAACAGAACCAAGUGCAAAAUAUUCACAGACUAGAGAGAAAUCCUUGUUCCUGGGUCCCGUCUGUCCCUAUGAGGAAUGACUCUGACUUCACUGAGUCCGCCUACUCACGCAUCUACGGCCGCCUUCCCCUCCCGAACCGAGGCUACCUACCCCCUCCCCCGCCCCACCCCCGUGCAAUGUACGUGGGGGAGUGGGACUGAAGGGGUCGGGGGAAGGGGUGGCCAAGGAGGUGACCAGAGCAAUGAGGGACUGCAAAUGCCCCCUUCCAGUCAUCUGCCUCUGCUGAGAUCGUGUGCCUGAGAUUCUGGCCACUUGAGUCUCGUCUCGUCUCGAUCUCACGGUGCACUGAGGAAGGAAGGAAGGACAGAAGGAAGGAUGGAAGGAAGGCUCGUUAAUGCCAUCAUCACUUUUCUCGUCUGUAUGAUUUUCUGACUUGAAAAUUACACUGACCAGAAAACCAUAUGAGUCAUGGUGAAUGAGGUGAGGUUUAGAUGUGCUGCAGACACACACAACCAUCAUGAAGGAAGAGGAGGAGGUGCAGGAGGAAGGUGGACCAGGGAAAGGAGCAUCCCUCACCUCCUCCUCCUCUUCACCUGCAGCACUCACUCGCAAGACAUGCAAUAUUUUCUCGGUGUCUGUAAAUAGGGAAUGAGCUGUGUUGGCAGAAGAGAUUGUGAGUGAUUCGGGCUCAACAUACACCCCCCCUCCCCCUACUGAGUGUGUACAGACUCAAUGGUGGUACACAUGUGCAUAACUGGUGGUGUGAGACUCGCCCUGGAGAAGACAAAGGCAAACACAGCACACUCCUGUCCAGGGCAAGUCUGUUUUUAAGAAUGUUUUCUCUUCAUUUUUUUUCCUCCUCAUAAGGUAAUAUUUGUUUCCAUUUUGCCUUUUUUUUUAUACAUAUUUAAGUUCAUUGCUCUUAGGGGGCUGUCUCCCCUUCCCCUGCUAUCCUGCUCGUCCAUUGUCCAGAAUUCAUGAAAACUAGUGUUGUUGAGUUCUUGGUGAGAAAACUUUCUCUCUCUCUCUCUCUCUCUCUCUCUCUCUCUCUCUCUCUCUCUCUCUCUCUCUCUCUCUCUCUAUGGCAGGCCUAGCUGAGACACUGACAGAGGGAGGGAGUGAAUCCAUAGCCAUCACAAGUUCAGCUUCAUUAACUUGUAUAUAAAUAACUGUAGAGCAGCACGGCGCUUCCCUGAUGCCUUGGGACUCACUCCUCCUCCCUCCAUGCGACACUGUAUUAUGCUUUUUUAUAUGUACAUUUUCAUCCCCCUUUUCAAAUUCUCCAUCCUCCUCUUCACUUUUAGGGUACUUUUAUGCAUAAUGAUUUGCAGACACUAUGGACGAAGUAUUUAUCGUUACUUGAUAAGAAUGAUCUAUGCAAGUCUUGUAAAGCGUGACUUCUCUCUGUUUUUACUAUUUUUGUAUAUUGCCAGGUAUUUUUUAUUGAAUUACAACUACUGAACUGUAACUAGUGUACAUGUGAUUAAAAGAAUUGAUAUUGUG